CGGGGCUGGGAGGAGGGGCGGGUCCAAGGGAGGGAUCGAGGCUGAUGGACAGGUCAGGGGAGGCCCAGAUUGCAUCUGAGAGGCGGGGCCAGGGGCGGGACCGGGAUGGGGGGGGGAGCAGAAAUUAAAACUGGGGGCGAGGCCAAGGCAGGAUUGAGUUGAGGCCUUAGUGCGAUGGACGUUAGUAGGCGGGACCAGGGCGGGUUUGAUUCUGAGGGGGCGUGGCCGCGGCUGACUUGCAAAUAAGGGGCGGGGCCAUAGCGGGAUUGAGGCUGAGGGCCGGCCCAGAAGGGGUUGCGGCUGGGGGGCGGGGCACACGCAGUGGGAAGGCUAAGUGAAGCGAAGAUGAGGCCGGAGGUUCUGAGGAGUCCCGGCACUUUGGGGCAAGUCCCUGAGCUCCCUCAACUAGGCCCUAGGCUGGGCCUGGCUGCUGCAGCCCCAGGGUCUGGAGGAGGCAAGAUCACGCACCCGGGAAAGGCGAUCCUGGCCGGUGGGAUCGCGGGCGGCAUCGAAAUCUGCAUCAGCUUCCCCACCGAGUACAUCAAGACGCAGCUGCAGCUGGACGAGAGGGCCAAGCAGCCGCGCUACACCAGCAUCCUUCACUGUGUGAAGCUGACCAUUCAGGAGCACGGCUUCCGGGGCCUCUACAGGGGCCUCAGCUCCCUGCUCUAUGGCUCCAUCCCCAAGUCGGCCGUGAGGUUCGGCAUGUUUGAGUUCCUGAGCAAUCGCUUCCGAGAUGCCGAUGGCAAACUGAGCAACAGAAAGAGCUUUCUCUGCGGUCUCGGGGCCGGUGCCACGGAGGCCGUGGUUAUUGUCUGUCCUCUGGAAACCAUCAAGGUGAAAUUCAUUCACAAUCAGACGUUCGGAGAAAUUAAAUACCAAGGAUUCUUCCACGGAAUCCGUGAGAUUGUGAGGGUACAAGGCGUGCAAGGAAUCUACCGGGGCCUCACGGCCACCAUCAUCAAGCAGGGAUCCAACCAGGCCAUCCGCUUCUUCACAAUGACCUCCCUCCGCAACUGGUACCAAGGUGACAAUCCCCAGAAAAAGAUCAACCCUUUCAUCACAGCCACCUUCGGGAUGACCGCAGGAGCCGCCAGCGUCUUUGGCAACACCCCAGUUGAUGUGGUAAAAACACGGAUGCAGAGCCUGGAAGCGAACAAGUACAAAAGCACGAUUGACUGCAUCUCCCAGAUCUAUAAAAAUGAGGGCCUGCUGGCGUUUUACAAGGGAACUAUUCCGCGCCUUAGCAGGGUUUGCCUGGACAUGGCCGUUGUCUUUGUCCUGUAUGAGGAAAUCAUGAAAUUUCUCAACCUGAUCUGGGUAACCAAUUGGUAAGCAGGGCGCGGGUAGCUCUGUCCCUGUGGCCCACGGCCCUCUGUGGCCCUCGAUCCUCCGGAGGGUCCCUGGAAGCUGACGGCUGAGCUGGGGAUUCUGGUGCUUUGGGGGCUGUGUCCCUCCUGUCCCUCUAAGCCCCCAGGGGAAGGGGCCCGCCCUCUUCUGUGGCCAUGACUUGUUUGGAAGAUUGGGCCCACUGCCCUGGGGCUUUGCCUUGACUUUGCCAUGGCCUUGCGCUGUUGACCUGAGCACUGCCUUGUCUCCUUUGCCCCCUCCCCUCCCAGAGGAGACCGCCAGGUGGACGCCGGCUGUGGCCAGGGAAGGCCCUGAGACUGCCAAUGGCAUGGGUGGUGGGAGUCACCAUCCAUCUCCAUUGGCACCCGCCUUGGUGGGCAUCGGGCACGAGCCCCCAAUCCCAGCUUUUCUUUAAACCUCGGCUAGAAUUUGUCAGCAGCAUGAGCUUUAGCCCUCCCUUCUCUAAAGGAGGGGGGACCAAAGCCUCUUCUGUGGGAGCCGCCAGCACUCGGCCAGUGCCUGGGGGCCCUCCUCGUGGGCCUGCAUUUUGCUGCCACGAAGGAGCCUGGAGCGCAGCCAAAGUGGACAAAGACAAGGGGACGAGAAGGGGGAUUGGGGGGAGCAGCCACCUGGUUCAGAGGCAGAGGUGGGAGAGCGGCUGAGGCAGGAGGGCUCCCGUGUUCCCCAGAACCACCCACAUUGUUCUGUGACCGCCGUGGCUCUUGGGGCCAGGGCAGAGCCCCCCAGGGGGUCCGCUGCCCGAGGACCUUCACUCCCGGCGUGACCUGGAUGCUUUCUCAGGCUGUAUUUGUCCCAUUUCUGAUGAUACUGAUUCCCAUGUUCUAACUUUUCUUUCUUGCCAAGAGACUCAAUAAAUCUUUUGAGUGAAGUUGUUUAAAAGGCUUCAGAA
Messenger RNA from Antechinus flavipes (yellow-footed antechinus), 2260 nucleotides. Its product is annotated as tricarboxylate transport protein, mitochondrial-like. The record is from RefSeq and is a predicted model, not a curated record. The coding region runs from base 346 to 1335 and encodes 329 amino acids. Gene Ontology annotation, biological process: mitochondrial citrate transmembrane transport. Lineage: Eukaryota; Metazoa; Chordata; Mammalia; Dasyuromorphia; Dasyuridae. The transcript is spliced from 9 exons.